AUGGAUUAUCCCCUCCCUGUUCUCCUUGCUCCUCACAUCUGCUUGCUCCUCAUUGCUGCCUCCCUGCACGAGGCCUUCUUCCCAAUCGCUGCUGCAUCCAUGCUCGCCGCUUCAUACGCCUCCCCCGGAACGAAACCACACGCAAUAAUGCACUCCUGGAUCAAAAAGCGGUACAAAGCGAUAUGUUCGAGGCCAGUGCGAUAUUAUUUCGCUCGAACCCAGGCACAUCCGUUGCUGGAGCUACCACAAGAACUUGUCGACAUGAUAUACCAACAUCUCGACGUCAAAGACGCAGCCUGCCUUUCGUUGUGCAACAAGAACCUCUAUUGGAGACUCGAUACGACCCGACACCAAGACCUGCGCAUCGGCACCGGCGAUCAAGUGCAGAGGAAGGACUUCUUGGCCCGUCUUGCCCGUGAUAACCCCAAAGUCUUCUUGUGCCGCGACUGCUCAUACCUUCACCUCGUUGCCAAAGUUGGGCCUCCACUGAGUCCGCCAUUUGGCUUGGAAAAUCGUUUGACCUGCAACAACGGGCUUCUUAACCCUCGGGAUGAACUACCAUACUGCUGCUUCAGGCUUUACGACAGUUACUCCAAUUAUAGGCUUGCGUAUAACCAUAUACAGCUGGCUAUGGCAAGAAAUCACCGGCGUCAGGGUCAUGGAAUAUCGAUCGACAAGUUGUCACUCACAGAGGUCCAUCGAGCGUGGCGUUCAAAAUUUUGGGUACUGUUUGAUGCGGAGCCAGAGGUCAUCAACCACUAG
Messenger RNA from Zasmidium cellare ATCC 36951, 762 nucleotides. RefSeq lists its product as uncharacterized. Gene Ontology annotation, molecular function: protein binding. The transcript has a single exon. The coding region runs from base 1 to 762 and encodes 253 amino acids. The record is from RefSeq and is a predicted model, not a curated record. Lineage: Eukaryota; Fungi; Ascomycota; Dothideomycetes; Mycosphaerellales; Mycosphaerellaceae.